CCUCCACUCCCCAUUGCAGAGGCCCUCCCGUCCGCACUCUUUUUCCGACCACCGAUCAAAGAACCCCAAAUCCCUCUUCCCUCCGCUCUCCAUUGCCCUCCUUGUCUUCCGCAGUAGCCAUGGAUUCCUUCUGCAAGUCAGCCCGCGACUCGGCUUCCCCCUUCAACUGCCUCGUCUUCGACUUGGACGAUACUCUCUACUCCUCGAGGACCGGAAUCGCCGAAGCUCUGAGGAAGAACAUCGACGACUAUCUCGUCGAGAAAUGCGGGUUCGCGGAGAGCAAAGCCUCGAGCCUCCGCUCCGAGCUCUUCAGGACCUACGGCAGCUCUCUCGCCGGUCUGCGAGCAUUAGGCUACGACAUCGACGCCGAUGAUUACCACAGUUACGUGCACGGAAGGUUGCCGUACCACUUGAUCAAGCCCGAUCCUCAGCUCCGAAAUGUCGUGCUGUCCAUUCCGCAGAGAAAGAUCAUUUUCACGAACUCUGACGGAGCCCACGCGAUCAGAGUCCUGAAGCGUCUGGGACUCGAGGAUUGCUUCGAUCAGAUCAUCUGCUUCGAGACGAUGAACCCGAACCUCUCCAAGUCAACGCAUCCCAACGAGUUCCCCGUCCUCCUGAAGCCUUCCUUAGACGCAAUGCAGAUAGCAAUCCAGGCUGCGGAUGUCGAUCCUCGUCACACGCUGUUUCUGGACGACAACCACCGGAAUGUGGCCGCCGGUAAAACCGUCGGUCUUAGAACGGUUUUGGUUGGAAAAUCAGUGAGGACCAUGGAAGCGGAUUACGCAGUAGAAGCCGUUAAAGAUCUGCCCAAAGUGAUCCCAGAAAUCUGGGCAGUUCCAGUGGAAGGCCGAGAUCAAGCUCUCGUCCGGACCAGAAGUGAAAUCGAUUCCAUCCCGACACCUACCCCAGUGGGCGCCUGACCAACUGCAGUCAGUGCAGUUUGUGAGUUUGUUGUGUACAACAGCUCUGUAAAGUUAGAGCAACCUCCUAUCGGCACAAAUGACAUAACAUUUAUAGUUGAAUGUGAAUAAUGUUCCAACCAAAGAUGUUCAUAUCAUCUGUUAAUAAUAAUAAAAUAUAAUGAAGCGUGUUGUCCAUGUUAAUAUUACAACAUGAAA
Molecule: messenger RNA, 1118 nt
Organism: Punica granatum (pomegranate)
Lineage: Eukaryota; Viridiplantae; Streptophyta; Magnoliopsida; Myrtales; Lythraceae
Source: RefSeq, a predicted model, not a curated record